AUGACAGAUCACCGUGCAGGUGAAAUGGCGGCAGACACUUCCAACGGGUCGGCUGGGGCAUCACCUCGUACCAGCACCGACUCUCGCUCGUCCUCCGUGCGCAGUCAAUCUCUCCGAGUCUCUCACGGCUCAUCGAACCACCAACACCGUCACAGCUUGAGCGAAACGCUGCGCGGGGCACCGGGGUCCCCCCGCAGCCGACGACAGCCUUCGAUCACCCAGUCAGCGAUCCAGAGUCUGAUUGACAACCCCCCAGCUCCGAAUAACGCGAAUCCCGCUUUUGUCGGUCGGGACUGGAGGGAAAUUUCGAUCGGGGAGCUGGUCAGCCCGGACGAUUUGAAGUUUGUGGAGGUCGACACUGGAAUUGAGCAGGCCACAAAUGUCUUAAUAGAUACGGGGGCACCGGUGCUCUUGAUUCGGGAAACUCCUGAGCACAAGUCGGUCGUGGGUACCUUUGACUACGCGGAUCUAAAUGCAUACCUCUUACUCGCGGCCGGGGUGACGCGUCCGGACGAAGAAUGGCUUGCCUCAUACGAAGAGUUGGCCCGCAAGGCUCGAGAAGGAAUCACGAUACCGCUGCGGGAUGUGAAGGAUCUGGCGCGGAAAGAGCCGAUGACGACACUCCCGGCUUCUGCCAACGUGAUGACGGCGGUCGAAACGUUCGGUGGAGGCGUCCAUCGCGUGGUGGUGGUGAACGACCAUGAUGGGAGUGAAGUGGUGGGAAUCUUCAGUCAAUACCGACUAGUCAAAUUCCUGUGGGAGAAUGGACGCAGUUUCCCGGUGAUCGAUCAGCUGUAUCCACAGGCUCUGCGAGACUUGCAGAUAGGAUCUCACGAGGUGGUUGCAAUCAAUGGAGAUAAACCUCUCAGUGAGGCGUUGGGCAUUAUGAAUAACGAAGGAAUCUCGUCCAUUGCUGUGGUGGAUAACCAUUUCAACGUGGUGGGAAAUAUCUCUUCGACGGAUGUCAAGCUUCUAACCCGCUCCUCCUCGCUUCCUCUGCUGCACAACACCUGCACCCACUUCAUCUCAGUGAUCCUAUCGACGCGAGGCUUAAUUGACGGCAAAGACUCAUUCCCCGUUUUCCACGUGAAUCCCAGCUCUACACUAGCGCAUACUGUGGCCAAGGUGGUAGCCACCAAAUCACACCGCUACAAUGGGACCGUCGAUCCCGGCAUCAGCCCUUCCGGGGGCCCGACUGUCGGGACGACUGGUGGGGGUGGUGAGCCUUACCGAUAUUUUGAACCUGCACGCUCGGGCGAGCGGAUUACGGCCGGCGGAUCCCGCGGACAGUCGUAG
Molecule: messenger RNA, 1296 nt
Organism: Aspergillus tanneri
Lineage: Eukaryota; Fungi; Ascomycota; Eurotiomycetes; Eurotiales; Aspergillaceae
Gene: SDS23
Product: cell separation during budding
Exons: 5
Coding region: 1-1296 (431 amino acids)
Biological process (GO): proteolysis; tRNA aminoacylation for protein translation
Molecular function (GO): ATP binding; aminoacyl-tRNA ligase activity; aspartic-type endopeptidase activity
Source: RefSeq, a predicted model, not a curated record